This is a messenger RNA of Macrobrachium nipponense, 2189 nucleotides long. RefSeq lists its product as uncharacterized. The record is from RefSeq and is a predicted model, not a curated record. Lineage: Eukaryota; Metazoa; Arthropoda; Malacostraca; Decapoda; Palaemonidae.
AGUUGUCCGGUUCUGUCGUUGGUGGGUCUGGCACUGCUAUUUUUGGGCUGGAUCCUUACGACCCUUACUCCAAUUCAACCAGAGAUAGUUUUGCCGAAGCCGUCAGGCACAUGAAGCAGUCAGCGAGGAGGACCCGCGCUUUCUGGCGGAGCUCUCCCGGUGCGUAGACCGAGAUCGGCUCCUGCUGUGGGAGACGAAGGUCCUGGCCGUGACGAAGCUUCCCCUGCACGAUCUGAGGGACUUCCUGGAAUCCAGCUGGAUGUUCUCCAUGACCAACGCCAUGGUUCUCAACUUCAACGAUAAGGCUGAUGGCUCAAGGGGCGGCGUCUACGCUACUUGCCAUACGGCAGGAGUGGACGAGGACAGAUGGUCAGGGUAGGAGCCGGUCCCAGGAGGGCGGUCUGACGGCGGUCUCGAACUUCCAGCUUUACUCUGAGAAAUACCUGAACUUCUUCGGUGCAGAGGUGGGCAUGACGGUGUGGCCCUUCAUGCCAUAUUUUAUGGCUCGAGAGGAGCCUGUGGACGCCAGCAGUGGCGCACCUAGCGGGAGCACAAGCAACUACACUGGGAGAGACCACAUCAUGCUCGAGACCAUGAACCAGUUUCUCAAUUUCUCCAUCAUGUUCAUUCCCACCAAAUCCUGGGAUGAGGUCAUUCUCCUGGUGAAGCAACGCGUGUCCUUCAUGUCCCCGAUGAAGCUGGCCAUCAUGCCCCACCUCUUGAAGGAAUUCGAUUUCACAGUCCCCAUUGAGCCUGCCACGCCGACGUUCAGUAUGACCAAGCCUAAGCUGAAGCCCCGCCACUUGAACUUCAUCAGCGAAUCGUCCACGAUGAAUUCGGCGAGGCUUCUGGUGGGUUUUUGUGUGGUGUUCUCCUUCAUCAUGGGCACGGCCUACAGGGGAAACCCAACCGCUUUCUUGACCAUACCCAAAUACCCGCCCAGGGCAGAGAACCUCCCGCAGCUGCUAGCGAAGAACGCCAAGGUAAGUGAUGAAAUUUUCACCAAGCCUAUCAAUCUUAAUGCUGAUGCCAGUACUAAACGUGAGGUUUUUGACCGCCAUAGCUGCACAGAAAAGAAAAAACCAGCAGACAGCACUACUCGCCCCUUUUCUUAUAGGUCUCUUAUGAAAACAAAUUAUCUUAUUGGACCAGAUUCAAACUUUAUUAAGACUGAAGAUGAAUUAUCUGUUGUCAUUCCUAAUCCACGGACUGUUGACAAAAUGGCUCCUGUCAUCGAUCAUAAUGUAUAUCCUACGCUGAAGACCCGCUGGCAAAGCCUCUAUUAUCCACUGACGGGUCAAGUCUGGGCUUCGAUCCUGGCCAUGAUGAUUAUCAUGCCCGUCGUUUUCAUCGUGCCUACUACUCCCCCUAGUACUAACUGCCUUCUUGCCUUCAAAGAUCACCAAUAUCGGAAAUGCCCGCGAGAACAAGGGUCUCCCUGGAAGGAUCAUCCUGGAAAUGACUGGAACUCUCCUUGGUCAGAACUUCAGCGAAUCGUCCACGACGAAUUCGGCGAGGCUUCUGGUGGGUUUUGGGUGGUGUUCGCCUUCAUCGUGGGCACGGCCUACAGGGGAAACCCAACCGCUUUCUUGACCAUACCCAAAUACCCGCCCAGGGCAGAGAACCUCCCGCAGCUGCUAGCGAAGAACGCCAAGGUACCGAUGCCCCCAGACGCCGUUGACUUCUACAACGGCAUCAAGCAGUCGCCCUCCAGCGAAUUUCGAACUCUCAGCGAAAGGGUGACCUUCGUAGACUCCUUCUGGGAAGGCCUACAAAUGGCCGAGACUUCCAAUUCAGCCUACAUGUACGAGCGACGCUUCAUGGAGCUAAAAGCCCGUCACUUUACCCCCCUCCAGUCAUCCAGCCGCCUUUACGUUGCGCGCCAAAACACUUGGGAAAUAUGCAUACGGGACGCCCCUUUCAAGCCUGUCAUAGACCGAUGCAUCCAUGCUUUUAAUGAGCAACAGCAGCAAGAAGAAACUGCGGUGGGAGGCGACGAGGAAAUUGAAGAAAAAGAAGAAGAGGAAGAAGAAGAAGAAGCGAAGAGCGACCAGCGCACAGAAACAAGCCAGGCUUUGACCAUCGUCCACAUGCAAGGUCAGCUGUUCUUGCUGUUGCUGGGGCUCGCUGUUGCUGGCUCUGUGUUCGCUGUGGAGGCGACGCUGCACGCUUGCUUCGUGCAGCGCUAA